Molecule: messenger RNA, 1367 nt
Organism: Emericellopsis atlantica
Lineage: Eukaryota; Fungi; Ascomycota; Sordariomycetes; Hypocreales; Bionectriaceae
Product: 40s ribosomal protein
Exons: 2
Coding region: 176-961 (261 amino acids)
Biological process (GO): translation
Cellular component (GO): nucleus; cytosolic small ribosomal subunit
Molecular function (GO): RNA binding; structural constituent of ribosome
Source: RefSeq, a predicted model, not a curated record
GCCGGUCAAAAAAACUUAGGGCUCAACCCACAGCGAAAAUUGAGGGACAGCACUCAACGCCAACUUUGGUGCAUCGCGACGACAAUCUCACAGAUAGCCAGCCCGCCUCGACCCUUUUGCUCGCCCAACCCCACGCCAAACCGACCGGUCGAUCCAAAUCAAAACAUCCGUCAAGAUGGCUCACCCAGGAACCCAGAUCUCCAAGCGCAGAAAGUUCGUCGCUGACGGUGUCUUCUACGCCGAGCUGAACGAGUUCUUCCAGCGCGAGCUCGCUGAGGAGGGUUACUCCGGCGUCGAGGUCCGCGUCACGCCCACCGUCACCGACAUCAUCAUCCGCGCCACCCACACUCAGGAGGUUCUUGGCGAGCAGGGUCGCCGCAUCCGUGAGCUCACCUCGCUCAUCCAGAAGCGCUUCAAGUUCCCCGAGAACUCCGUCUCCCUGUACGCCGCCAAGGUCCAGAACCGUGGUCUGUCCGCCGUCGCUCAGUGCGAGUCCCUCCGCUACAAGCUUCUCAACGGUCUCGCCGUCCGCCGUGCCUGCUAUGGUGUCCUCCGCUUCAUCAUGGAGUCUGGCGCCAAGGGUUGCGAGGUCGUCGUCUCUGGCAAGCUCCGUGCUGCCCGUGCCAAGUCCAUGAAGUUCACCGACGGCUUCAUGAUCCACUCUGGUCAGCCCGCCAAGGAGUUCAUUGACUCUGCCACCCGCCACGUUCUCCUCCGCCAGGGUGUCCUGGGUAUCAAGGUCAAGAUCAUGCGCGGCUCUGACCCCGAGGGCAAGGCCGGUCCCCAGAAGACUCUCCCUGACGCCGUCACCAUCAUCGAGCCCAAGGAGGAGCAGGCUGUUCUCCAGCCCGUCAGCCAGGACUACGGUGCCAAGGCUGCCGCCGCUCAGGCUUCCCAGGACGUCCGGGCCCAGGAGGGUGAGGGCGAGGAGCAGCAGCAGGCCGAGGCUGAGGAGCAAUAGAAUGAAAUCGCCGAGGAGCCGCAGACUGAAGAGGAAGCUUGGUGAAUGUCCGGCGGGACGAUGGUAUGUCCACCGAGGAGGGCGGUGUGGUCUGCCUCUGUGGUGUCCAUCAAUCAUUUGCAUCUGGGUUUUAGGCGCUGGAUGGGGUUCAAUUACAUGCGAUGGUAAAAGGCCAUGAAAAUGAGACCCGAAUGAUGACGCAAAAUCAAUUUACUUUGUCCGAUCAACGCACAAAAUAUGGGAAAUGUGUAGCAUCAUGUCUAUCUCCUCGUAAGUACUGUCCCAGACGUGCUCUUGGGGAAUAAAACAACACUCCCCAAUACGUGGACUAAGCCUUCCCCCGGGAUAUCUGCUCGAGUAACUGCCAAACCCGUCACGACCAUGCCUCGAGGCCGUCCAUUUCCAU